AUGUUACAAAUCGAACGAAUCACUUCAAACAAAGGAAAUGGAAACAUUGAAAAAGAAAUUAUUGGUAUGUUAAAGGAACGGGAGGCAGAGGUUUUGAGAACAUAAACAUAUUAGAUAAUUUUGGUAUCCAUAAAAUAUUUUCUAUUCAGAAUAUCGACACAAGGAUGAAAAUAGCAAUGAAUUGAAUUUGACACGUGAAAGAGUUUCAAGAAUUUGGCAAUUGGAAAACUUGCCAAAUUUAGAGUAAGUUAUAAUUAUUAUCUCUAAUUUCAAAAUUAAAUUGUUUCAGGAAAUUGACACUUCGUUGGAAUAUGAUCAAGAAAAUCGAGAAUUUCGAGAAUUUAUCGAAAUUGACCUCUCUUGAUUUAAAUGAUAAUCAGAUUGAGAAAUUGGAAAAUCUCGAGAAUUUAGUGCAUUUGGAAUUUCUUGAUUUGUCUUAUAAUCGAAUUUCGAAACUGGAAGGACUUGAAAAUCUUGUUUUAUUGAAAGAAUUACAUUUGGUUCAUAAUAAGAUUGAAGUUAUCGAAGGAAUCGAAAAUGUUGGUGUUUUUAUUUGAGUUUUGUCGUUAUUUUUAAUUUUUCAUUUAGUUGUGCAAUUUGGAAUAUCUGGAAUUUGGUGACAAUCGAAUCAAACAAAUCAAAAAUCUUGAUGGUUUAGUCAAUUUGAAACGUCUUUUUCUUGGAGCAAAUCAAAUUCGAAAAAUGAAAAAUCUCGAAAAAUUGACAAGUUUGGAAGAAUUGAAUCUAACUGGAAAUGCGAUAACUGUUGUGGAAGGACUUGAGAAUCUUGUCAAUUUACGAGUUUUGAGUUUGGCUCAAAAUGGAAUAUCAAAAAUUGAUGGAUUUUCAAGUUUAACGAAAUUGAAGACACUUGAUUUGAAUGAUAAUAGAAUUGAUAAUAUCGAAAAUAUUGAUCAAAUUUCUGGAAUAAAUACACUUUGGAUAAGAAAAAAUAACUUGGAUGAUUGGAAACAACUUUAUCAAUUAAGAGCAAUUACAAACUUGAAAUCUUUAACUAUGGAAAUGAAUCCUAUUUACAGGUAAUUUGUUUUUUUUUAAGAUUUAAACUAAUUUUUGUUGAAUUUCAGUUCUGAUUACACCUACCGUAAUCGAAUGAAUCAAAUUCUUCCAAAUAUCAAUUUAUUGGAUGGUUUUCCUUUGAAUUGGAAACAAGGAGAUCCAUAUCAAGAAUUACCCAAAGAAUUUUAUUCAUAUUUUGAUGAGGAAGAAAGAACAAUAGCAUUGGAAUGA
Molecule: messenger RNA, 1251 nt
Organism: Caenorhabditis angaria
Lineage: Eukaryota; Metazoa; Nematoda; Chromadorea; Rhabditida; Rhabditidae
Source: the annotation of a GenBank genome assembly